UACUCGAUUAAAUGUUCCACAGAAAUGAAAAUUAUACCAAUCAAACAUCAAAUCUGGUAACUUCCGGCCUAAAUGUUACACCAAAAUAAUUCUUCAUUUUUGUUUUUCAAUAUCGUUUUAUGAUGAUUCAGGAAAGAAGAAACUAGUUAUUUAAUGAUGGCAAAUUCAGAAUCUGGUUUAGAUAACACUAUGGACAUUGUUAGAAAAUGUUUAGAUGACACAACUAACCUGGACCUCACUUUUAUGACAAAGUUUGUCCAUAAAUGUGUACAGGACGAUGAUCUCAGCAGGCUUAGAGAAGGGUUGAUGAAAAGACCAAAAGAGCAACGUAAGAAAAUCGUUGAUCAGAAAGUUUUUGGCAAUACACCAUUGUUUACAGCGUGCCACCGUGGUAAAGUUCAUUUUGUCAACUUCCUGUUGAAUGAAUGUGCUGCUGAUGUAGAGCUGAAAGGUAUAUAUGAAGUUGAGGAAGAUAGAUCAAAGCACCAAGUGACUCCAUUAUGGUGUGCUGCAGUCGCUAAUAAACUUGAAGUUGUCAAAUCUUUAGUUGAGCACGGAGCUGAUAUAAAUAGUCCGUCAGAUACAGAGUCGACACCAGUACGUUCAGCUUGUUAUAUGACAAACAUAUCUGUGAUAAAAUACUUAGUUAAUCAUGGUGCCGAUAUACAUAAACCAAAUUGUAACGGGGGCACUUGUUUGAUAAAUGCUGUGCAAGAUGCAGAACUGUGCAAGUUCUUGAUCAAUCAAGGAGCUAGUGUGAAUGCCAUGGAUAAUUCAGGAAAUUUAGCGCUUCAUUAUGCAAUACGCGAAGGAAUGGUCGAUACUGUAAAGCUUCUUUUACAACAUAACUCUGAUUUUAAAGUGAAAAACGACUGGGGCGAUGACGCGCUUCAAACUGCUGCAUUACGAGGCAGUCAGAAUAUUGUAGAAAUAAUUCUGGACUUGACACCACAAACAACAGCAGACGCUAUACGAGCAUAUGAACUUUUAGGAACAAAUUUUGUUGAUGAGAAAAAUGACAUGGUUGCUGCAUUAACUGUUUGGAAGAAGGCGAUGAGUCUAAGAUAUUUGUAUGUCAGGGAACCUAUUAUGAAAGAAGUACAGGAGAAAAAGUCAGUCUAUAGGAAUUUUACUGAACCACAGACUGUUGAAGAACUAAACAAUGUAUAUGACCCAGAAGAAAUUCAUAUGCUGGCCUUGUUAAUGAGGGAAAGGAUUCUCGGACCUCAGCAUAAAGAUACCACAUUUGGGUUAAUGUAUAGAGGUGCCGUAUAUGCCGAUUCACACAACUUCCAGCGAUGCGUUGAUCUGUGGAAAUACGCUUACUGUCUCCGAUACCAAAAGACAGAACCCCUUAACCAGGAAUGUCUGUUUACAAUUCAAGCCCUUGUAAAGCUUUUCUGGGAGAUACAAACAGAUGUGGAAUCCGGUGCUACAGAUGACUUUAUUCAACAAGAGGAUGUUAUGCAAGUUUUUGACAUCUUGUCUAAUCAGAUAAUAGCUGGUAAAGAUUCGGUUGAGGUUGAGAUGAGGGAGAAAGGUGAUGAUGUAAGUGUACAGGAGAAAGUGUCUGAUAUACAGUUACUGAUGCAGCUAUAUCUACAUAUGAUACAUUUAUUCUCAAGGUCGGAGUGUUCCGAGGUAAAUAAGGAAAAGUUCAUGAAGCUUGUACAUAAAGUUUUAACAAAAAAUCCCCGCGGAAGUCAUGGUGAAAGUUUACUACAUUUAGCUGUUGAUCCAAAAAUAUCAUUAACAAGUGAAGAGUUUUACUCGCCAUUCCCAUCAUUACAAGUGAUUCAGAUUCUAGUGAGCUGUGGUGCGGACUUGAAAUCUCAAAGUAAAGAUGGUAGCACACCGCUUCUUACCGCUGUGAAAGUGUUGAAUUACUCGGACGCUACUGAGGAAAGUAUAAUAAAAUUCCUCUUACAAGCCGGCUCUCAUAUAGAUGUAUUGAACAUUGCCGGGGAGAGUCCACUUUCACUUAUGGAGAAUCAAGGACUACCAUUUUUUCCAUUGAACUAUAUAAACUUGAGAUGUUUGUCUUCUAGGGUAAUUACGAAGAAUGACAUACCCUAUAGAAAUGAAAUUCCACAAGCUCUUGUGGCAUUUGUAGAAAUGCACGGAAAAUGUAAACAAAAGUCUUAAUGUCAAAUGUAUUAGGCCAACUGUAAAUUAAUUUAAUAUGAGGAUCAAAACAAGGGCUGUGAUGAUGAUGUUUUUAUAUUAUAUGGUAUGAAUUGACAUU
Messenger RNA from Ruditapes philippinarum (Manila clam), 2245 nucleotides. Its product is annotated as protein fem-1 homolog C-like. The transcript is spliced from 4 exons. Bases 154 to 2145 code for a protein of 663 amino acids. Gene Ontology annotation, cellular component: ubiquitin ligase complex. The record is from RefSeq and is a predicted model, not a curated record. Gene Ontology annotation, molecular function: protein binding. Gene Ontology annotation, biological process: ubiquitin-dependent protein catabolic process. Lineage: Eukaryota; Metazoa; Mollusca; Bivalvia; Venerida; Veneridae.